AUGGAUCCAUUUAGUGAACGUUGUGGCUUUCAAAAUCUCCUAAACAGUCAACAACCAAACCCCUCCUUCUCCUACCUCUCUCGUGAACCAAGUAUUGAAGUCUCUGGAUGGCCUGAAGAUGCAAACGAAGAUGAAGUCAUCUUGUCUGACCGUAAAGAAAGGCGGAAAUGGUCACCAACUGAAGACAAGGUGCUCAUUUCUGCUUGGUUAAACACGUCCAAAGAUCCUGUCGUGGGAAAUGAGCAGAAAGCAAUUGCGUUUUGGAAACGAAUUGCUGCUUAUUUUGGUUCAAGUCCACAGCUUGCCGGUUACCAAAAGAGAGACACAACUUGCUGUAAAUCGAGGUGGGGGAAGAUUAAUGAGGGCGUGUGCAAGUUUGUUGGUUGCUAUGAUGCUGCAACCAAACAAAAAUCGAGUGGCCAGAGUGAGGAUGAUGUACUGAAGAUGGCUCAUGACAUUUUCUUCAAUGAUUAUAAGAGCAAAUUCACACUUGAGCAUGCAUGGUUGGAGUUGAGGCAUGAUCAAAAAUGGUGUGGAGGUCUGGCGAGUAAAGAGAAUGUGAGCUCUAAGAGAAGAAAGCUGGAUGAUCAAUCAUCACAGUCAUCAACGUCAGUGCCAUGUAGCCUUGGAGGAGAUGAACCAACAGCUCGGCCUGCUGGUGUCAAAGCUGCGAAGGGCAAAAGUAAAGCGGCUGUGAGUAAGGGUAAGACUUCUGAAGCAGAAGGGAAGUUGUGUGUUGACUUUCAGAACAUGUGGGAGAUCAAGCAAAAGGAUUUUGUAUUGAGAGACAAACUUAACAAGCAGAAAUUGCUCGACUCCCUAAUUACCAAGACAGAGCCAUUAACUGAACCAGAGAUUGCUUUGAAAAAUAAGCUCAUUAAUGAUAUGUUGGCUUCUUAGUUUGAGUUUAUGGAUCUUUACAUUCUCUUAUUUUAUGUAUGAGUUUCAGUUAAUGUUUCUGGUCAAGUCUGUAUUUGUUUCUCUUUGUUUUCGAGUGUGUAUACAUUUUCUUUGGAGUCUGUAUUAUGUAUAAUAUUGGCUAUUUCAAUGUAUAAUAUUGGUUUCUGUUUUUCUUAUCCUACAUAGGAUUGUUUUGUAUACAUACUCGACUUUUGCUGUUGCAGGACAAUGAAGAAGAAGGUAGUGGGAGACUGAUACAACCGGCAAAAUCAAAAGAAGAAAGCAAUGGCUUAUG
This is a messenger RNA of Brassica napus (rape), 1195 nucleotides long. Its product is annotated as glutathione S-transferase T3-like. The record is from RefSeq and is a predicted model, not a curated record. Bases 1 to 900 code for a protein of 299 amino acids. Lineage: Eukaryota; Viridiplantae; Streptophyta; Magnoliopsida; Brassicales; Brassicaceae. The transcript has a single exon.